Epinephelus moara (kelp grouper) is the source of this 3678-nucleotide messenger RNA. It is a transcript of the gene tmem243b, whose product is annotated as transmembrane protein 243, mitochondrial b. NCBI's taxonomy places the organism in Eukaryota, Metazoa, Chordata, Actinopteri, Perciformes, Serranidae. The transcript is spliced from 5 exons. The record is from RefSeq and is a predicted model, not a curated record. Bases 525 to 878 code for a protein of 117 amino acids.
UUAUAUAAAUCUGUCGACGCUUCUCCACAGUUGUGGUUUGUUAGCUUAGCUUCGUUAGCAACCUGCUUUACAGUUGGCCUUGUAUCGGGCAAAGCUCAAGUUAGCUAACAAGAGUGGAGGUAGCUUUAUUGUUGUCGUUUAUAUUCGUCUUUUUAUGUGUGCUGUGUUUUAAUAACACCUUAAAAUGGGUGUUUUCGGCUAAGUGUCCACUUAACGGUAACAUAUGGUUAGGUGACGUUUACCCUCUGGCUAUAACUUACAUGGCUAACAAGCUGUUUGGGUUAAACUUAAAGGUAUUUGCUUCGCUGCUGCUAGCAAGAUAAGGUAACCCACCUGGCCAUCAGAGUCACGCUCCGUGAUGUCCCCAACACUCUGUUGACACUGACAGCUUCCCUGACACUGUGCAGAGGGAGGCAGCUGGAAGCUAGCUAGCUAGCAUGCAGCACUGGCCCGGUGUCACCAGGAGGCGGCACUGCUGAGAGGCAAGUGGUCGGUGCUGAGCGUUGGUGUCUGCCAAGCCGACCAUGGAUGACUUCACCACCAGGACGUACGGCACGAGUGGCCUGGACAACAGACCUCUGUUUGGGGAGACCUCUGCACGGGAUCGAAUCAUCAACCUGGCAGUGGGGGGAUUCACAUUUCUGGUUGUUUUAGUGACUGUUAUCAGUUCUUUUGUGUUCCCCUCGUUGCCUCCAAAACCGCUUAAUGUCUUCUUUGCCGUGUGCAUCCUGUUAGCAUGUGGAUCCACUAUAGUGCUGAUAUUCUGGUACCGGCAGGGCGAUCUGGAGCCUAAAUUCAGGAAUCUGAUCUACUACAUGCUGGCGUCCAUCGUGCUGCUGUGUCUAUGUGCCAACCUCUACUUCCACGAAGUCAGGUAAAGACGGGACGGGGAAGAGGAGGAGGAAGAAGGGAAGACAUGGCCUUGACACGUGGAAGGACUACACGGAGAGACGGACUCGUCACACACUAACUUGAAUGAAUUUCCCACCUGACCUGCAGCGAACUGGAAAGAUCUUGGGACCAAACACCAGUGAAGCUCAAUGGUUCCAGUGGAUGAAGACUUGUUGGUGCUGAAGCAUAAUGCACUGCACACACACACACACACACACACAUACACACAAUGCUGCAGUGUAGAAAUCAUGAUGGGCUGUUUGAGGCCAUAAAUCUGCCUGGAGACACACUGCUGGCAGAUGAAACAGGUGUGUUUACAUGCACAUAAACAUUUACAGUCAUUACUUUUUACAUUAACAAGCACUUAAACUUACAACAGAAUACAUGACGAUGAUGAUGACGAUGAUGCAACAGUUAAAGGAAACAUCUGCCCUUUGAUCCCGAUACUGUAGGUCUCAUCUAGUCUGUGUAACGUUAUAUUUUACAUGUUUGUGUUUGCCAUUAAUUUGCUGAUUAACUAUAUUUAUAUCUUUAAACCACUGUCAGGAAAAAAGGGGGUAAAACUUCAGUCAUUUUUAUAAACAUCUUUCAUUACAAGUUGUGUCUCACGUCAAGCGACGCCUCCUUCAAAGUCUUUUUUGAAGACCAAAUGUAUAACUUCAUAAUCAUUCCAGAUGUUCUUUCAAACUCUGAUAAGACACCAUCGUUUGGGUUAAUGGUGCAUUCAGGGUCAGAAAUGUCACAACACAUGAACUGGACCAACAAAGACACCACUGCAGGGUGUAAAUAGAGUAUGUACUGGUCGACGCACAUCCAAUGCAUCAAAACAUUGUUUUCUAGUUGGAGCCGCGCCUCGUUUUCAAACUGUAUGGUUUGACUAAAAUGAACAAUGACAGCAAUAUAGUCCACGAUGAGCAGCGCUAAAAUCAACCUGCGUAGUUGUCCCUCCAUUGUGACAUUAGAAAGUGUCACAUUUAUCUCGCAAGUGUACUCUUCUUCAACGUUUGCUUUACUUCCUGGAUUUUUCCCACAUGGAAAUUCUGACCAAUCAAGAGCAGCAUGUGCACCCUAUAUUUAUGCCCGCUUAAAGUGUUUGUUUUUGCCACUGACAGGCCCAGAUUGAUCCAUACAGAGAUACCUUUAAGUUAAAGAGUAAGAUCCUUUUUGUUUCAGUGACAACUGCCCUUAAAUCACCAUCACCUGCAUAUUUUAACAUCUAACUUGGUGAAUAUUCAGUGAACUGUACAACCCCACACCGGUGGCGGCUAGACGCACUUUGGCUCUCCUUCUUUCUAUAACGCUGUCAGACACCUAGAAGAAUACUGUCAACAUGUCAGUUAUAAAAACAACACUUUUAGUAGCUGUACGUUGACGGUGCUAACAUGCCCCGAGUGUUUACACUGCAGCUUGUUUCACUGCUGCCGGCUGCAGCACUCUCACUAAAUAUUGACCCUGUCUCAAAAAUUGUUGUCUCAGUUGUUGUCGUGAGUCACAUGGACACAAAAACACGGUAAAAUAGUGUCCAGCUUGAAAUAUACCAAAGUUAUACUCGAGCUCCUUUGUGCAUUACAAUGUGGACAAUAUUGUGACAAAAAAUAUUUACCAUUAACCUGGAAAUGGAAGUUAAUUGUACAGUACGUGGACAUAUUCGGCUGUGGGUUGCCAGGUUUCCGUCACAGUGAUGAAGUUAAAGCAACAGUACAGGUAAAAAUGUGUUGAUGCUGUACUCUAGAGAAAUCAUCACAUUUUGGGACUGAUCUAGAUUAAGCAAAGAAUUGUUUGAUCCAUAAAAUGUCAGGAAACAGGGACGCUGAGUAGCUCACGUGGUGGAGCUGGCGCCCCAUGUACAGAGGCUACCAGCAGCUCGAUUACAACCUGCACGCCUCCCACGCCACCACCAUCCCAUCAAUUAAAGGCUGAAAAAGCCCCAAAAAUAAUCUUACAAAAAAGGAAAUGUCAGGAAGUAGUGAAAAAUGUCCAGUUUUCUCUCCCCAUCAAAGAUAUUUUCACAUUCGAAGACUAAAACCAGAGGUUUAUUUGGGGGUUUUGCCUUAAAGUUAUUAAAUAACGACCAAAAUAGUUGCUUAAUUUAUUGAUCAAAUAAUUGUUACGGCUCGACAACAAAUUCUGACCCAGAAAAAAGUCAAAUCAGCUAAUACAGUAAAGUUUAUAAGCGGUAAACCGAUUUCAGGCAUUCAGAGUUGACAAAGAGCGCCUGAAUGCACCAUUACAUUUUGUGUGUGUGUGUGACGUGACUAUGAUGCUUCAGUCCUCCUAAAACCUCACCUACACCUCUGAAUUCCUCUGUGAACUUCGUAACGGACCAUGUUUUAUUUCCACCGACUGUAUUCACGUUUUUAAGUGUUCAGAUUUUACCAGGGCGGAUGUUUCCUAUAACUACGACAGAGACUAUGAGCAUGUAAACACACACACACACUGGGUGGAGCAGUAUUCCGUACUGUAGACUGUAGUCCAAACUAGCUCACACAGCAAUAGCACAAACAGCUUCAGGCUCCUGUGGCGAAUAUAUGCAACAGUUUGUACGUUUGUUUUUUCUCUCCGUCCCUGCGUCUUGUCUGAUCAUCUGAUCAUCUGAUCAUCACCGUUUGGUUCGAUUAAUGUUUCCACAUCAAGUCUUUGCUAAGAGGAUUUUUAGAAACUGAAUUUAAAUGCUGAUUUACAGACUGACUGCCAAUUCCUGUACUAAGCAUUGGUUGAUUCACAUUUGUGUCUAAGCCAUACACACACACACACACACACACACACACACACACACACACACACACA